Coccomyxa subellipsoidea C-169 is the source of this 4956-nucleotide messenger RNA. RefSeq lists its product as hypothetical. NCBI's taxonomy places the organism in Eukaryota, Viridiplantae, Chlorophyta, Trebouxiophyceae, Coccomyxaceae. Gene Ontology annotation, biological process: protein phosphorylation. Bases 1 to 4584 code for a protein of 1527 amino acids. Gene Ontology annotation, cellular component: plasma membrane. The record is from RefSeq and is a predicted model, not a curated record. The transcript is spliced from 34 exons. Gene Ontology annotation, molecular function: ATP binding; calcium-activated cation channel activity; protein kinase activity.
AUGAGUGUGCUGUGUCCAGGCAAGUGGCAAGGCGCCCCAGUGGCUGUUAAGGUUGUGCGGCUGCCGCUGAAAGUGCGGCAGCAUGCGGAUGGCGUGCAGCCGACACCUGUCUCGCCCAUGUGCCGCCUGGUGGCGCACCCUAACCUGGUGGAGCUGCACACGUACAAGUGGACGGUGGUGAAGCGAGGGCGCGACUACGUGAGCGGCUGCCUGCGCUCGCCCGGCAGUGCCAUCCCCGUUAACCUGCACAAGGCGCUGCAGCUGGUGGGGGCCACCACCGCCGCGGCUGCCCGGGACGAGAAGCACGAGGAGCUGCUGGAGGUGGUGACGGUGGCGGAGCUGUGUCAGGAGGGAACGCUGCGAGACCACAUCGACAUCCUCUACAACGUGGGCAGCUGCCCCAUCAGCGGGGCGCCCUCCUGCGAGGGCCAGGGCCUGCCCUCCCCCGCCCCGUCUGAGUGCGCGUUCCCUGUCAUGGACCAGGCGUCUGUGGAGAAUGAGGGUGGCGAUGCAGACGAUGAGGUGGCGCUGAUGCCUGAAGAGGCGGCCAGCAUGGUGCAUGGCGUACCUCCCACUGCAGCCAGGCUGGCACAGGUGGUUGAUCAGUCUGCAGAGCGGUCCAUAGCCAAGGCGGACUGCAGCAUCCCGGACAACUUCAUACACUUCACAGGCAGCACCAAGCCCUCAGAACAGCAUGACAGCGAUGGGGAGCUCGCUCUCAAACUCACAACUCUGCUGGAGGUGGGCCGUGGGCUUGCCUUUUUGCAUGCGUCAUGCAUUGUGCAUGGCAACCUGAGCUCAUCAACCGUGCUGCUCAGAAAGAGCUCGUUGGACAGGAGGGGGUUCAUUGCAAAGAUAGGGCAUGGAGGCGACGGCAGGGUGCCAGUACAGGCAUCAGCAAGUGGCAAGUCUACAGGGGAGUUCCAUGGCGCCACUUCUGCUGACGACGUGUAUGCAUUUGGAGCACUGAUGGUUGAAAUGGUCACAGGGAAGUGCCCGGACCGCAGCUCUGAUGGGCAGGCCGCAAUCUUGGAGUUUGUGCGCCACAGCCUGCCCACCGCCUACAAGAUGCUUGUGAGACAGUGCCUGGCAACUGAAGCUGUGUACAGGCCGUCGAUGGCAGAGGUGGUGUACAGCCUGGGGGUGCUGGAGGAGCAAAUGCGCGAGACAUGCGCGCUGUCCGAGGUUGACAUCCUGUUCUCGAUGUUCAACGACCACUGCCAGGGCCCUGCCACGCCCCCCGUGCGCAAGGGGACCCCGCGGUCGCCGCGGUGGCAGUCCCCCACCAGUCCCCCCGUCAGUUCCCCCGCUUCCGCUGCCAUGCACGCUGACCUGGCCUCCAUCGACGCCCUCUUCAGCAGGUCCUGGAUCCGACCGGUGCUGGCCGUCAGCGAUGCAGAGCUGAUGCGCACUGCCGGCCUGGACGCUCUCAUCUUCCACCGCGCAUUCACGUUUGGGAUCCUCUUCUUUGGCCCCGUGACAAUCCUCUCCUGCGUGCUGCUCCUUCCGGUGUACGCAUCGGGCCCACGAGUCAAAAGGAACCCGGGCGUGACGUUUGGAAAGUUCACCAUGUCGAAUCUGGAGCUCGGCUCGCCGCUCUACUGGGUAACUCUGGUGUAUGUGGUGAUCGUCAUUGCAUAUGGACAGUGGCUGCUCAUUCGCUUCUACAAGGAGUAUGUGGAGCUGCACCAGCGAUACCUGGUAAGGGGCGAACAGAUGCUGAAUGAGUGGCAGCUGAGGAGGAUCCCCCGCCGCACAGGCUCCAUGAACGGCAAAGUGGUCCGCCCACGGCGUCUGGGGGACAUAAACGAGGACGAGGGGCGCGCGCCGAAAGAGCAGGGGGCAAUGCAGCGCACAGAGGACAGCGGUGCCAGCAGCAAAGCCCCAGCGGAUGGAGCUUCCAAUGGCCACCAUGAUGACGUGCUCGGCGCGCACAACACGCCCCUGAAGAGCAUAGACUGGAGCCCGGACGUCAUUAAAGUGCACCCCAUCAGCCAGUACGAGACCAUGGAGAAGAGUGACGAUGCAGACGGCGCCUCCAGAGAGGGCGCGCGCAUUCUGCGCUGGUGGAAGCCAAGCGCGGUGCUGAUGACGUCAUCGGGCCGGCCGGUGAAGGUGGCGCGGCCGCCGGUGCCCUUCCGCAAGAUCGUGUCAACUCACCUGCCGGACGGUGAGGAGGUGUCUGUCAACGCCCAGCAGUACGUGGUGCUCGUCUGCGAUGUACCUCCGCCGAGUGAUGCGGCAGCGCCUCCGAGCCGCCUGCGCGCGUUCCGGCAGCGGCUGCCGCGGGUGGGGCUGCCGGCAAUGCUCAAGGCGUUUGGGGGCCCCUUUACAGCCAAGCUCAGCGUGGAGGUGGUUUCCACGGAAUUGGUGCCCGCAGACAGCCUCCAGCCCACCCAGAGCACUGGGCAGCUCGGUGUGACUAGCGCUGAUGGCGAUGACAUCAUUGCUCAUGCUGAUGAUGUCAACGCCAACGGCAAGGGCCACGGAGGCGACCGCCCUGACCCUGAGGUGGGCGUGAAGGGCGCGACAGAGCACCGGGGCACGCACACGGGGCACUUUGAGCUGGCGCCCGUGCACAAGAUGUUCAUGCACCGCUUGAGCAGCCCAGGACUGGGCACUCCAGACGCAGGCGGCAGCCCUGCAACCUCCCUCAACCGCCGCAGCUCUGAAAUUUCUUCCGGAGCCCCGGCCGCCGCCGCGGCGAGCCGGCCCGCGCACACUUUCAGCGUGGAGCAGGGUUCGGCGCCCCCUGCGGAGGGUGACGGAGACGCGAAAUCCGGCGGCGGCGCCGCCCUGCGUUGGAAGGGCGUUGCCUCUGCCUUCCAGACUGCCAGCACAGCGAACAAGUUUGGGACGGCCAGGGCGGAGGAUCUGCCGGACAGCAAGACCGGCCCGCAUGGCUCGGCGGCUGCGGCGGCGGCUGCGGCCGAUGCGAAUGUGACCCCAGAGAGCGCGGCACAGGGUGAUGGUGCAGAGGUGGAGCUUGGGGGGAUAGGCCUUGUGGAGGCUGUCUUCAGGGGGAUGUUCCCAGACACCUUCCAGGAAGUGGUGCCUCCCCUGGACAAGCUGAUGUUCCAGUGGGACAACAACUACCGCCAGCUUGAGAUCGCUGAGGCAAAGUACCUUGCGAGCCACCAGACAAAGCGCCCAACACACCGCCUGGGAUGCUGCGGAUGCUCUGGAGAGACAGUGGACUCCAUCAAUCAUUUCUCCGCUCAGAUCCGCGCGCUGGAGAAAAAAAUCAUCGAGGAGAAGGAGCGCAUCCUGAAUGAGCCGCCGGUGACCAAUUCUUACUUUGUGCUGUUCAACUCUCAGACGGCCGCCGCUGCCGCCGCGCAGUGCUGCAUCUUCCCCGAAGGCGCCGCCGAUGCCUUCCGCGUCAUGAGCGCCCCGGGCCCGGAAGAGGUGAAUUGGCAGAUGCUGUGGGUGAGUCGGCGCAAGCGCGCUGGCCUGCGCAUUGCAGGCUGGCUGCUCCUCACCGUCGUUAUCAUAUUCCCCAUCGGUAUUUUCACUGGUGCGGUGACGAACAUCACAAAUGCGCUCUGCCAGCGGGCACAAUUUGCGGAAAACAUUUUCUGCGCCUCCACAUCCAAGUUCAAGUCGCUAAUCACCGGCGUGCUCCCCCCGCUGCUGCUCACCCUGUGGCAGAACCUCUUCAUGCCACAGCUCGUGUACAUCGGCGCCCAGCUGCUGUGCAAGAAACCGUCGCUGUCAGGACUGGACCGUCUCAUCCUGAGCCUGUUCUUCAUCUGGGGCAUCCUCUCGGUGCUCAUCGGCGGCAUCGUGGGUGGCUCCAUCCUGACCUACCUCUCCCCAGACUUCAUCUCACGCCCAGGCGCGCACCUCAGCCGAAAGCUCUAUCGCAUCUAUGAGUUCAUUGGGCCCUCUCUGUCGUCUGCCUCCAACUUCUUCAUCAACUACAUCGUCUUCCAGGGCUUCUUCAUGAUCCCCUACCGCCUCUUCUCGCCCACCUUCUUCCCCCUCUUCACAAUGCUGCGCAAGCUGGGCAUCCUGCCAUGGCCCAAGGGGGAGCGCGCGUACAUGGAGGCCAUGUACCCGCACUUCAACAUCCGCGUCGGCUGCGAGCUGGGCCGCGGAUUCAUGCUCAUCAGCUCAAUCACCCUUGCCAACGCAGCGGUGUCACCCAUCAUCCUCCCCUUUGCGCUGUGGUGGUUUGUGGCCUCCUGGAUCAUGUGGCGAUAUGCGAUCCUCUAUGUCUUCGAGCGAAGCUCCGAGUCCGGCGGCAUGAUGUGGCACCAGAUCUUUGACAAGCUCCUCUGGUGCUUCUUCAUCUUUGGCUUCUUCACAGGCUGUGUGAUGAUCACCAACAAGGCUAUCAUCCAGGGUGGUAUCCUAAUUGUGCUCACACCCAUCUGGAUGCGCAUCUUCUACAACUACGCGUCGGAGCGGUUUGGCAGGGAGCAUGCAGCUGCACCGCUGCUGCUGGCUGCAGGCGCACCAGCCGCCACCAUCGACCCAGCCAUCUACACAGCUCCGUCCCUCAGGCCGGGCUGCGCUGGAUGGUACCCGGAGUAUAACAAGGCAUGGGAGCAUUGGGGCAUGCCUGCCUACGCCUUCUGACCAGCUGCCACAUAGCAGCUGACUUUGUUUAUUGGGUUCUUGGUGCCCUGACACCGAUAAUACAUGGUUCAAACGACUUAUCAAUUUGUGGCGAGUUUAAUAGAGGAGCAGACGCUGCGCAAGCAGCGGUUGCAGGCGAAUUGAUCGGAAUUAUCCCCUUGAUGGUAGAGAAUAGAUGUCCGGCAUUUAAUGAUUUGAGCUGUUACGUUGGAGGAGAUCAGUAGAAAUCAAGCAGAAAUGUCGCAGUGACUGCUUGAAGACUCACAUCCCGUUGUGCAGUUUUCAGUGAUUUGGUGUGACACGUGUUUGAUUGCAGUAUGCCUUUCCAUUUGCAAGGUUUCAUGACAUUGUGGCUACUAAUAUUAGUAGUAC